Molossus molossus (Pallas's mastiff bat) is the source of this 2188-nucleotide messenger RNA. It is a transcript of the gene ZMAT1, whose product is annotated as zinc finger matrin-type 1. Gene Ontology annotation, molecular function: zinc ion binding; nucleic acid binding. The record is from RefSeq and is a predicted model, not a curated record. The coding region runs from base 1 to 2154 and encodes 717 amino acids. The transcript has 7 exons. NCBI's taxonomy places the organism in Eukaryota, Metazoa, Chordata, Mammalia, Chiroptera, Molossidae.
AUGGCGGCGGCGGGGAGGGGGGACAGUAGUUUUAAAGUAGACACCCGCCCUUGCCUCAGAGAAGGUACAACCUGGAAUGAACAGGAAAAGGCUGAACUUUUUACAGAUAACUUUUGUAAUGUAUGCGGAGUGGUGCUACAGUUUGAAUCACAAAGGAUUUCACAUUAUGAGAGUGAAAAACAUGCUCAAAAUGUUAGGUUCUAUUUUCAUAUGUAUGGAGAACAAAAUGAAAUUCCUAGUAACAAAAUGAAGAUGGAUGUUAGAAGUUUCCAGGUGCAUAAGAAUGAAGUAGUAGACAGAAACAAAUUUUGUGAUCUCUGCAACAUGAUUUUUAGCUCUCCAGUUGUUGCUCAGUCUCACUAUGUGGGGAAAGUCCAUGCUAAAAAAUUGAAGCAAUUAAUGGAGGAGCAUGAUCAGGUAUCUCCAUCAGGAUUUCAGCCAGAGAUGGGUGUGCCUGUUACUGCUUCUGCAGAGUCAACUUUUCUGAAGCCCCUUGCAGUCAAGCCUCCUCCAGGUGGGAUUAAAGACAAGACUAUGCCUUCCUCUUCCAGCACUGUUUUGGAUUUGAAUAAUCCAAACAAGUAUUGCAAGCUCUGCCCUGCUUCCUUUAAUAGUCCAUUAAUGGCCCAACAACAUUAUGUUGGGAAAAAACACAAAAGAAAUGAAGCUAGAAAGAAGUUUGUAGACAAGAUAAGAGAGAAACCUCUUCUAGCAAAAUCAGAUGCAAAUGCAUCUAAUACAAGAACCUACAUCUGUCAUAUUUGUAAUAUCACCUUUACAUCAUUAGAAAUAUUCCGGUCCCAUAUGCAAGGAAGUGAACAUCAAAUUAAAGAAUCCAUUAUUGUCAAUCUAGUGAAGAAUUCAAAGAAAACACAAGACUCUUUCCAAGAUGAAAGUGCAGAUUACAUCAAAGAGCAGAAAGUUAGAGAACCAGAGCCCAAGACUUGUUUCAGAAAGGUGGAAGAGAGUUCUUUGGAAACCCAUGGGUACAGAAAAGUGGCUGAUUCACGAUCCAGACAUAGACUAUAUGAACAAAGACACCCACGGGAGACUUUCCAGACAUAUCCAGAAUCAUACAAAAUUUCGCAAACAGUGGAAAACCAGUUACCUCAUUACUUACCAGCUUAUUCAAAGAAGACAUAUGACUCUUUCCAAGAUGAACUGGAAGAUUAUAUCAAAGUGCAGAAAGCCAGAGGAUUACAUCCGAAGACUUGUUUCAGAAAGAUAAGAGAAAACUCUAUGGAAACUCAAGAGUACAAAGAAGUUGAUUCUGGACCCAAACAAAGAAUGUAUGAGCAAAGAUUUUCAGUUCACACUUCCCAUACCUACCAACGACCAUACAGUAUUUCACCAGUGGAAAGCCAGUUACACCAUUGGUUACCAGCUUAUUCAAAGAGGACAUAUGAUUCUUUCCAAGAUGAACUUGAAGAUUACAUAAAAGUGCAGAAAGCCAGAGGACUACAUCCAAAAACUUGUUUCAGAAAGAUAAGUGAUAGCUCUACGGAAACCCUUAAGUACAGAGAAAUGGUUGAUUCGAGACCCAGACAUAGAAUGUCUGAGCAAAGACUCCCAUUUGAGACUUUCCAGACCUACCCAGAAUCAUACAAUAUUUCACAAGCAGUGGAAAAUCAGUUACCUCAAUUCUUACCAGCUCAUGACAGCAAACAGAAACUAGACUCUAUGGCCUAUUGUCAACUCACCAGAGACUAUUUUCCAGAAAAACCAGUACCCCUAAGCCUUAGUCAGCAAGGAAAUAACUCUGGCUUAUACAGUGUAGAAUCUGAAGUUUACAAGCACCUCUCCUCAGAAAACAAUACCAGUGAUCCUCAAGCGGGUCAUAAACGGAGACAUCAGAAGAGAAGAAGGCACCUGGAGGAAGGUGAACAAAAGCCAGAGAAAGAGCAGUCCAGGCAUAAAAAGAAAAAAAGUGAUGGGGAUAUGGAUCUAGACAAGGACAAGAGCAUCCAACAAAAGAAAAGAGAAGGAGAUAAAGUCAGUGUCAGUUCAGGAAAGCUUAAGCACCGAAAAAAGAAAAAAAGCCAUGGUAUACCCUCUACAAAAGAAGAACGUAAGCACAGGAAAGAGAAAAAGAAAUCUGUAGAAGAAAAGACAGAGGAGGAAAUGCUUUGGGAUGAGUCUAUUCUUGGAUUUUGAACUAUUAGUUUUAUUUAUCCAAAGAUACAUUGAA